GCAAGGGAGGAGGUAGUUCUGGCAUCAGUCCCUGGCCACAACACCUACAUGGCCAUCAAAAUGAUCACCAAAAAAGGGGAUAAUGAAGAUGCGCUAAUGAGAGAGAGGCGGAUACUCCUUGCGGCCAGAGACUGCCCAUUCCUAAUCCACCUCUAUGCCGCACAGCAGUCUCAGGAGCGCACGUAUUUUAUUACGGAGUAUCUGUCCGGGGGCAGCCUGGAUGAUUUGAUCAGCAUGUGUGGCUGCAUGGACAUCAGCAAUAUAAGAUUUUACACGGCAGAGAUUGUGUGUGGCCUCCAGUUCCUCCAUGGACGUAACAUCAUCCACCGAGAUCUAAAGCCGGAGAACAUCAUGUUGGAUGCCGACGGCCACAUCCGUAUCAUCGACCUCGGGCUGGCCCAAGAUGGUGUCACCACCUCCGAUAAGAUCUAUGGAGUGGCGGGAACCAUCCAUUACAUGGCCCCUGAGAUGCUUCUUAAAACAGGAUAUGGCGCAGCAGUUGACUGGUGGAGCCUGGGCAUUGUGGUGUGCAGAAUGGCAGGAUGCCCCCCAUUUUACAACGGCCCUGUCAGAAAAAUGGCCCAGGACGCCAUCAUCAGUGAGAAGCCAUAUAUUCCAUCUUGGUUUGAUGCAGACUUGAAAGAUCUUGUCAAAAAACUGCUGUGCCAAAAUCCUGAGAAGCGUUUGGGUGUGUGCGGGAACAUCCGAGAGCAUCCAUUCUUUUCCACCAUCGGCUGGGAGGAACUGGAGGAAAGGAGAGCACAGCCACCAUUUACACCAUGUGAGUCUGUUCUGGAGAAGCAACAUCUGCAGUGGCCGGAGGAUAAAAGAGCCCUUCACCCCGUGGCCGAAUUUAACUAUAUGUCACCAAGCUGGGCCCGGUUGAUGAGAACAUCUGGACUGUGAAGGAAUCCACGACCAUCUGGAUAUACCCGUGCCUACUGCCCAGAACUUCAUGCCUCCUGACCUCAUAUCUCUGCCAUGUAUGCAAGGCUGCCUUAAAAAAAUCAUCUCUCUCCUUACCAUCUUCAUUCUGCACCUUUGCCAUUGUGUUGCUGCCCCAAGCACUUGACUUGACGUCCUCCACUCCUGGGCUGGCAUCUGACAUAAGUCCAGCCUGAAGAUCCUCUACGCCUCCGGGAGUGGCCUGUGCUUAGUUUUCAUCUGGUGAGAUCAGGAACAGGAAAACCCCGGAGAAGCUAUUAUACCUGAACUCACCUGAGCAUAGGCCUGGUAUGUAUAACACACAUCACACACACACACAUCACCCACACUAUAGGAUAAGUAUAGGUACCCGCACAUAGACACAUAGUAUACACACAUAAUAUAGUGGCCAUUGAUCCUGGGAUUUAUUCUGAUCGCCAUAUUUGGGGUCGGGAAGGAAUUUUUCCCCCUUAGUUGAGGAUUUGAUCCACACAGGGGUUUUUCGCCUUCCUCAGGAUCUACACGGCCUUAAAUAAGUUUAGUAUAAUAGGUUAUUAGGUAGCUCACAUGUAAUUAGCAUAAUAUAAAUAGAUAAAUAAAUAUUUCUACUUUUAGUGACAGUAUAGUACAAACGUAGAAAAUUUUACAAAAGAAGCUCUCACCUGCUCCCUGCUAAGCAAAGCACGGACAACAGCCCCUUGGCUUAGCUGUUCCAACGAUAACCCCAAAACUUUAGAAAUCCAGCUCAAAGCAAAAACAGGGGAAUCUUUAUUUCAGCGGUUAAAAACUUCCAGUAAAGGAUAUAAUGCUACGCGUUUCAGACCUCUAUUAAUUCCGAUCCUUCAUCAUACUACUUACUUGUUCCGCUCUGUACUAAGUUGCGGGCUGCGGCGGGCUUCAGUUAGGUGGCGCGCAAAUCGCAAUCCUGAUACCCACCCAGUCCCAGCUGUGAUGACAAGAUAAGGAAUAGAAUUCAGCGCAGCGCAGCCGCACUUCAAAUACAGGGAGGGCCCGACCGCCGCACUUAAAAAAAUUAAAAAAACACUUUCGGGGCUGCGGAACCAUUACCCCCCCCCCCCACCGCCAGGCCUGGUCGCACCUUCUGCAACCGUUACGCCACUGGAGUGGCCAGCGGGGCUCAAGAGGCAGCUGCCUUGGGCCCCCCAGAAGCAACUGGGCCCGGGGCAGCUGCCCCUUUUGUCCCGCGUUAAAGACAGCCCUGAUUCUGAUUACCAUAUUUGGAAUCAGGAAGGAAUUUUCCUCCCCAAUAUGAGGACUUCUGGCCUCACGGGAGGUUUCACCCUCCACUGGAUCAAUAUGGCCUAUUAAGAAGCUUAAAAUAAAAGAUAUAUGUAGGUAAUGCAUACAUAAUUUAACAUACAUAUAGAAAAAAUAAAAAAAAAAUAUAUACAGUAGAUUAGUAGAAAAUAUAAAAUAAAUAGUCUAGUUAUUUUAGAAUUUUUUUUUAGGCCUCAGCCUUUGAUCCCGGGAUUUAUUCUGAUUGCCAUAUUUGGAAUCAGGAAGGAAUUUUCCCCCCGACGUGAGGACUAUUGGCCUCACAGUCGGUUUUUGCCUUCCUCUGGGAUCAACAUGGCCUAUUAUUAGUAGGUUUAUAUCUAGCUGACACAUACACUAUAUAACAAAUCUAGAAAAAAAAAUACUAAAAUAUAUAAUUUAUAAUUCACAUACACAUAUACACAGUAGGUUAGUAGGAAGUCUAAAAUAAAUAGUAUAAUCAUCCCUCCCUCUCCUCCCCAAUAUCACAUUGGUUAAGUAUCAGCCCUUGAUCCUGGAAUUUAUUCUGAUCCCCAUAUUUGGGGUCUGGAAGGAUUCUCCCCCACUGAUAUGAGAAAGACUCACGGGGGUUCUCUCCUUCCACUGGAUCAACAUGGCCUAUAAAUAUGUUUAGUGUCUAAGAUAAAUCAUUUAGAUAUACAUAUAUAACAAUUUCAAAAUAA
This is a messenger RNA of Bufo gargarizans (Asiatic toad), 2882 nucleotides long. RefSeq names its product protein kinase C theta type-like. The transcript is spliced from 6 exons. Gene Ontology annotation, biological process: protein phosphorylation. Bases 49 to 906 code for a protein of 285 amino acids. Lineage: Eukaryota; Metazoa; Chordata; Amphibia; Anura; Bufonidae. Gene Ontology annotation, molecular function: protein serine/threonine kinase activity; ATP binding. The record is from RefSeq and is a predicted model, not a curated record.